Vicia villosa (hairy vetch) is the source of this 681-nucleotide messenger RNA. RefSeq lists its product as uncharacterized. The transcript has a single exon. Lineage: Eukaryota; Viridiplantae; Streptophyta; Magnoliopsida; Fabales; Fabaceae. The record is from RefSeq and is a predicted model, not a curated record. Gene Ontology annotation, biological process: negative regulation of abscisic acid-activated signaling pathway. The coding region runs from base 1 to 681 and encodes 226 amino acids.
AUGGCAGAUCCUUCAACCAUUUACGAGUUUCUGAAGCAGCAGCAGCAGCAACAACAACCACCAACCUCAUCAUCUUCAGCUUCACGACCUAGAAAAUCAGCAGCACCACCAACAACGAGAACUUUCCAAUGCAACUUCUGUUACCGCAAGUUCUACACUUCUCAAGCUCUUGGUGGUCACCAAAACGCUCACAAACUUGAACGAGCUGCUGCAAGAUCAAGAACCAUCAACCUCAACAACAAUGAUGUUGUCUCUCUCUCAUCAUCACCUCAACCACCACAACAACAACCACCACCACUACCGACUCAUUUUUCACUCAUCAAUGGCUCCAACAUCUCCAACUCCAAACCCUUGACUGUGUCUGAACAUCUUGAACAUGGUCAUUUCUUUCAUCAUCCUCAUCCUCAUCCUCAUCCUCAUCAUCACCAUCACUCUUAUUGGCAACAGUUCGAAAUGGAGUCGUUACAGUUUCAAACACAUCAUCCUCAUCCUCAUCAUCACCAUGUUGCAACAACAACAACAACAACAAACACUCUUCCUAUGGUUCAUUUCAAUCCUUCUGCUGCUUCAACUUCAACUCAUCCUCACCAUGUUUUCUCCAACAAUGCUGCUUCUGCUUCUCCACCUCAACUUGUUGAUGCAUCUGACCAUGUCAAUCUUGACCUCACACUUCACUUGUGA